Messenger RNA from Neoarius graeffei (lesser salmon catfish), 539 nucleotides. It is a transcript of the gene rps25, whose product is annotated as ribosomal protein S25. Gene Ontology annotation, cellular component: cytosolic small ribosomal subunit. The transcript is spliced from 5 exons. Lineage: Eukaryota; Metazoa; Chordata; Actinopteri; Siluriformes; Ariidae. Bases 106 to 480 code for a protein of 124 amino acids. The record is from RefSeq and is a predicted model, not a curated record. Gene Ontology annotation, molecular function: structural constituent of ribosome.
CAUUCACACCUCGCUUUCACCGGAAGACGAAGAAGCGCGUGGUCAAAGCGGACGUGGAUUGUUCGCAGCUUCCUUUCUCUCGCGCGGCUCGCCGAAAGCUCCAUCAUGCCACCCAAGGACAGUAAGCAGAAGAAGGAUACGUCUAAGGCCAAAAAGGACAAAGAUCCCGUCAAUAAAUCUGGAGGCAAAGCGAAAAAGAAGAAGUGGUCCAAAGGGAAGGUGAGGGACAAGCUUAACAACCUGGUCCUCUUCGACAAGGCCACUUAUGACAAGCUGUACAAAGAAGUCCCGAACUACAAGCUCAUCACGCCCGCUGUGGUCUCCGAGAGGCUGAAGAUUCGAGGCUCCUUGGCCAGGGCGGCUCUCCUCGAACUGCUCGGCAAAGGUAUGAUCAAACUUGUGUCAAAGCACAGGGCUCAGGUGAUCUACACGCGCAACACCAAGGGCACUGAUGAGGGAGCACCCGAGAAGGAUGCGUAAACAGGUCCUCUCCGGUUCAUCAAUGUGUUUUGUAUAGUUAAAUAAAGAACAAAAAUUGA